AUGUGGGUUCAUCAUGUUGCGUUGUACUUUCCAGGAUACACCGGCAUUAAUGUACCUGCGGAAAGGGCUGUUGUUCUUCUGAUGUGGGUUCAUCAUGUUGCGUUGUACUUUCCAGGAUACACCGGCAUAAAUUUACCUGCGGAAAGGGCUGUUGUAAGACAUUAUCGGGAUUUCACUAAUGCUACACUUGUUCGAAGGCAACGCUUUGUCGAGGAAUGGUACAAUUACAAAGAUGUGUAUUAUCCUUCAGAAUUGAUGUCAGUUCUCUAUCACAACGUGUAUAUGACACUGAACCGCGUUUAUGUUAAAUAA
Molecule: messenger RNA, 312 nt
Organism: Strongylus vulgaris
Lineage: Eukaryota; Metazoa; Nematoda; Chromadorea; Rhabditida; Strongylidae
Source: the annotation of a GenBank genome assembly